GAGAGGGCCUAUGUUUGAUUUCUCAGACGUCAUAUAUCUCCUGAAUGGCAGGAUGCUUGUCUUUUAUUCUUAUCAGAUUGGUGUGGGCUUAGUCCUCGAGGUAGUCACCUGUCCUGAUGGAGAACGGGAACCUGUCUGACACCAUGAAAAAAGUUGGACUUAUUGGAGUAUUACUCUUAGCCCAGGCAAAGUCAUUAUCAGGUUGUCAUCCUCAUGUCAAUCUUGUGAAAGAAGAGGAGAAAUGCAUCAAGGAUUUGCAGCUGAUUCGGUCACCAGAAGGUCUAUCAGAAAGCAACACCAGUGGACACUGUAGAGGAAUGUGGGAUGGCCUGAACUGCUGGCCAUCUGCUUCUCUUGGACAAACUGUCUCUCAGCCUUGUCCAAACCAUGAGUUUUUCAGUUCAGAAGGUAAAGUGCAUCGCAACUGCACCUCCAACGGCUGGUCAGACCCACUGGUCCCUCAUGAAGAAUCUUGCAACUACACUUUUAACGAGACACUCCACUUCCUCGGGGAGUCCUCAGAUUAUCAUUUGUACUUCUCCUACGUGAAGACCAUGUACACAGCAGGAUAUACUCUCUCUCUCAUCUCUCUCACCAUCGCUAUCACUAUAUUCUGUCUGUUCAGAAAGCUUCAUUGUACCAGGAACUACAUUCACAUCCAGAUGUUUAUCUCUUUCAUCCUGAGAGCCGUCUUCAUCUUCAUCAGGGACUCUCUGCUAUUCACUAAUGAAGAGCUCUACCAUUGUGACUACUACGCGGUGGCAUGUAAGGUUGUGGUGAUAUUUUCCAACUACUCCAUCCUGGCAAACUACAGCUGGCAGCUGGCUGAGGGUCACUUUCUCUUCACUCUGGUGAGCCGCUCCUUCUUCUCCCUGAAGAAACACCUGGCCUGGUACAUCGCUCUGAGCUGGGGGUUACCUGUGGUUGUUAUCGUCUCCUGGGGUUGUUCCAAGUACUUUUAUGAAGAUGAAGGCUGUUGGGAAUCUAGGAGACAUGAAUGGAUUUGGUGGAUACUUCGGGUGCCCGUUCUUCUGACAAUAUCUGUCAAUCUCGUCUUUUUCUUGGGGAUUUUGAGGAUACUGAUGAGCAAACUCCGAAUGCCAGAUGCUCAGUGGAAUGAAUUCAGCCAGUAUAAGAGGCUGAUCAAGUCCACAUUUUUCCUGGUGGCUCUCUUUGGUCUGCAUUACAUCCUGUUUGUUUUCUUACCUGUUGAAGUAAGCAGCUCAGUGUUUCUGAUAUGGACCUUUGCGGAGCUGGCUCUGUCAUCCACACAGGGUUUUGUGGUUGCUGUGCUCUACUGCUUCAUGAAUGGAGAGGUGCAGCAUGAGUUUCAGCGCAGAUGGAGAAGGUGGAAGCUGACUCAACACCUCCCCAGUCGGCGCAGGCAGCACCGCGGCUCCAUCAGCCACAGUGCUUCACCUCACACACAGGUCACACUGCUGCCCUGCUCUCCAGGCAGUUCAACACCCACUGGACUCCCUACUGUGGACACUGUGGACAUGUAA
Molecule: messenger RNA, 1505 nt
Organism: Labrus mixtus (cuckoo wrasse)
Lineage: Eukaryota; Metazoa; Chordata; Actinopteri; Labriformes; Labridae
Product: secretin receptor-like
Exons: 13
Coding region: 117-1505 (462 amino acids)
Biological process (GO): cell surface receptor signaling pathway; adenylate cyclase-modulating G protein-coupled receptor signaling pathway
Cellular component (GO): plasma membrane
Molecular function (GO): G protein-coupled peptide receptor activity; secretin receptor activity; peptide hormone binding
Source: RefSeq, a predicted model, not a curated record